Messenger RNA from Periophthalmus magnuspinnatus, 4142 nucleotides. RefSeq names its product E3 ubiquitin-protein ligase NEURL1-like. Gene Ontology annotation, biological process: nervous system development; negative regulation of Notch signaling pathway. The record is from RefSeq and is a predicted model, not a curated record. Gene Ontology annotation, molecular function: ubiquitin protein ligase activity. Lineage: Eukaryota; Metazoa; Chordata; Actinopteri; Gobiiformes; Gobiidae. Gene Ontology annotation, cellular component: postsynaptic density; plasma membrane. The transcript has 6 exons. The coding region runs from base 205 to 1893 and encodes 562 amino acids.
GGAGUGGAGGGCGCUUUGUGCACCGUGUCUGUUGCUGUUGCUGCUGCUUUUUAUUCUUUCAAUUUCGAAACGUUUGUGAGCGACUCGAGCUGUUUGUGAGAAGCGCAGACGCGUUUAUCUGGACACACAAUGACGCGUGCGCUCCCGUGAAACCAGCGGUCCACCGGUACUUUAUAUACGGGAGAAACGCACCUCACCGGAGCCAUGGGAGGUCAGAUGACGAGGAAUAGCUUCUACGACUCUGUGAACGGCCCGUAUCCCACAACGACGCACCGAUGCCAUCACAAGCCCAAGCGCUGCCCUCCUCUCCAGGCUUGUGUCCUGUCCUCCUCCCCCCUGCUCUUCCACCCCAGCACUAAAGGCUCCCAGAUCCUCAUGGACCUGACCCAGAGGAGCGUGAAGAGACAGGGGAGCUUCUGCAACGCCAUCACCUUCAGCAACAGGCCCAUCGCUGUGUAUGAGCAGGUCCGACUCAAGAUCACCAAGAAGCAGUGCUGCUGGAGCGGUGCGCUGCGUUUGGGCUUCACUUCAAAAGACCCAUCGAGGAUCAACCCUGACCACCUGCCCAAGUACGCCUGCCCCGACCUGGUGUCUCAGAGCGGCUUCUGGGCCAAGGCCUUGCCCGAGGAGCUCUCCAACGAAGGCACCAUCAUCUCCUUCUGGGUGGAUAAGAAGGGGCGUGUCUUCUACCGCGUCAAUCAAUCCAGCCCUAUGCUUUUCUUUAGCGGCGUGCACUUGUCCGAACCGGUCUGGGCACUCAUUGACGUCUACGGGCUGACCAGAGGAGUCCAGCUUUUGGACAGUGAGAUGGUCUCCAUGGACUGUCUCCGUCCCCGCACGUACGCCACCCACCGAGUGUCCAUCCAGCGCUCCAGACAGGACCCUCGCCUGUCCAUCAGCUUAUGUGAUCUCAGCCUACAGCAACACGAUGAGGAAGACUCCGAUGAAGACCAGCCAAUCAGCUCCAGCUCAUGCCAUGUCCCCCAAAACUCCCAGAAUUCCCAGCAGUGCUCCCUCCUCCCCCCACACCUAGACACGGACCUCCAAUUCCACCCAGUCCAUGGUAUACACACGAUGAUUCUCGACAAGCACACGGUCGCGAGGCUCGAUCACCGCGGCGAUGAACGCACGCUUGUUUUCACCAGCCGGCCAAUGAAAUGCUCUGAAACUGUAUUCCUAAAAGUGACGAAGGUGGGUGCGAAGAGACCGGGCGCGCUCUCGUACGGGGUGACGUCAUGUGACCCCAGCACCCUAAGGCCCAGCGAUUUGCCCUGUGACCCGGAGUCGCUGGUGGACCGGAAGGAAUUCUGGGCCGUGUGCAGGGUGGGGGGGCCCCUGCAGGGGGGUGACAUCCUGGGUUUCUCGGUGAAUGCGGAGGGAGAGGUGCUCAUGAGCCUUAAUGGGAAGAGCGCUGGCAUGCAGCUGUGUGUGGACAACUCCAGACCACUGUGGAUGUUCUACGGACUGCACGGAAUAUCGCAACUCAGGAUACUAGGUUCGUGCAUGUCAGAUAUGAGAGGGCUCUCGGUCCCCAGCUCUCCGUCCUGUACGCCCAACACUCCCACGAUGCUUUACAACAGUGAGUCCAACCUGAGCUCACCACUCAACUUCAGCCUGAACUCAAACUACAGCUCGGCCUUCUGCUCCUCCACAGGCACGACUCCGAGCUCCCCGUUCUGCAGCCUCCCGGAGUCUCCCACCUUCCCCUCCAACACGUGGAGCGACGAGUGCACCAUCUGCUACGAGAACGUGGUGGACACUGUGCUGUACGCCUGUGGACAUAUGUGUCUCUGCUACCCCUGCGGACUCAAACUCAAGAAGAUGUCCAACGCCUGCUGUCCUAUCUGCAGGAGGACAAUCAAAGACAUCAUCAAGACCUACCGCAGCACGUGAACUCCGCUCUGAUACUGCUAAAUACAAGCUUCAAAGCCAUCCGAGUGAUUAUCAGGCUGCACAGUGCCAUGAAGUCGUCAGGGUAUUUUUCAGACUUGGACUCGAUAUGCAACAAAAUGAAUCUUUACGUUGCCUUUGAAGAGGUAACGAAAGUCAUCUGCUUCACACGUCAUCGCAACUACUUAAAUCCAGUUGUCAGUGAGUCAGAGCGUUGCUGAGACUGCCCCGUAGGAGGUGUGGGCAGGAAAAGUGUCUGUGUUUGAGUAUAGAUCUGCAUUUAAGAAGAAAUUACUGAAUCAUGACGUGACGAUUUGACCAACGUAGCAUAACAUCAAAGGAAUGAGAUGACGAUUUGAUUUUUAUCACCAUAUUGGGCAGCCCUGUUUUAGGAUUUAAAUGCAGUAAUUCAAGUAAAAAAAAGUAAGUAACAUUAAAAAAAAAUAGAUGAGUUAUAACACAUUUAAUUUUACUGUCCUUAACUAUCAUAAAAGUUAACGGUCAUGGUUUAAAAAGAUUGGAAACUGAUGAAUUAGGUCAGUUAUUCAACCACAAACUCAUUUACCAUUUCACUCUGGCUCUUAAGUCUACUGGGAUCAUUUCAUUUUUAGUAAGAAUAAUAACAAAAAAUUGAAGUUUCAUCAAUAGACAAAGCAAAUCACAAAAUAUCGUUCCAACUAGUGACACAAACUUGUACCACAUUUUAAUGAAGAUCUAUUUGGGGCUUUAUGAUGUCCAGCUCAUCCUGUAGUAGAAAAAGCAAAGAUUUCACAUUUUGGAAAAGUAAUUUAAAUGUGUUUGUGUUAAAUGGCACUGCCUAAAACUCUUGUGUAUCUUUUUUUAUAAGUAAAAAAGGGAAUCGAAACACGUGAUGGAUCAAUAAGACAAAUAGAGUUGUAUUAUUGCGCUACUGGCUCAUCCUUGACUCUUAACAAAUCUGUAAUUACUUUGGGAGACGUAACAGUGCCCUAAUUUGGGAAACUCCAAACUUCCCUACAACAUAAACAGACAGACUGCUUUUUUUACGUGCAGCCCGACUCAGGAAAUCAAUCUUUUAUGAUGCUUACAUUUUCAGUUCAAACCAAAACAGAAUAUAUAUUGUUCCUAAUGGCCAGCCCACACCUUGACCCACUUUUGUCUCAAGUGUAAAUGCACGAGGAGAUGAAUAGUAAUCUAAAGAGGCGUGUGUCCUACUUACUGCCGGAGAGGACUCCAUUUUGUCGCUGAUAGCUCUGUGGCACUAUCACUUUUGAAGAAUGAAGCUGUCCAAAACUGAACCAGAGGAGCUUUAAUGCCCAAUAGCCCCAAGGAAAUCGUAUGUAAGAUGUAACUAUUCACUGUCUCUACAUAUCGGCUCCAAAAUGAGGCACCGAAGUCUACACUGAUGUUUUUUACUGUCCCGGGGAGCGCAUAAAUAGUUCACAUAACCCAUUUUUGUGAAAAACAGAGAUACAAUGCUGUCUGUCUGUUUUGUUGCAUAUAUAUUUUUCUCUUCAAGUUUCCCACUGUGCUUUGUGAACUAGAGGAAUAACAGGCAAAUGUGUUAAAAGUGUUGGCGUCUAUAGAAGGUCACAGAGGAAAGGAGGACUGUAAAGAAAGUCAAUUGGAUGUUGUUGCUGCAAAGAGGCGGUAUCUUGACCAGUUACUUUAUAUAUCUUAAAGUGACUUACAGUAGAAUAUACUGUAUGCUCUAGAGUAAAGAGUGCAACUGAGUCAAAAAGAGAAAUAGGACAGAGAAACAAUAGAUCAUGUAAAGGUGAUAUUAGGAAUGUAAGACGAGAUAAUAAUAUAACAAAUUACUGGUUUACAUUGGGCUGCUUGAUUUGUGAAGUAUAUGGUUAACGUCAGACUACAACUUUAAAGGUAGAGUAUGUAACUGUUAGAGCUAGACUUAUAUAAUGGUGGGCCAAUACAUCAGGCCGAUAUUUGUACUUUUUAGCAUAUCGGCUCUCGGCCUUUAAUGUCUAGAGCUGGACGAUGUAUAUUUUGGCCGUCCAACUGCCUAAAGAAUAUGAACAAAGCUUUAUUUAAAUACUUAAGAGUACGUCAUGUGCAUGAUUCCAGGGAUACGGGAAGUUAAAACCAUACUUCAGAACAUUCUGCAUAGAGAUAAAUAUGUUUUAAGCCAUUGUGUGGAAGAUUAUAGCCAAAGGAGGAAAUUUCCAUGGAAAUGAACUGGAGGAGACCAAAUAAGAGUCAAGUUUGUUUUUAAAAGUUUUUCAGUGCAAUAAAAAGAACCAAAAUGAAAAAAA